Chroicocephalus ridibundus (black-headed gull) is the source of this 3300-nucleotide messenger RNA. It is a transcript of the gene PRR18, whose product is annotated as proline rich 18. The coding region runs from base 2200 to 3009 and encodes 269 amino acids. Lineage: Eukaryota; Metazoa; Chordata; Aves; Charadriiformes; Laridae. The transcript has a single exon. The record is from RefSeq and is a predicted model, not a curated record.
AAGUGACUUUAAAACUUCUUUGUGUUAGUAUUUAGACAAACUGUUCACUCUGACAAACUGAUUGAAGUGAAAUACUCUAAUACUCUGCCUAGCUUCAGUAAGUUCUCUUUUCUAGUUUUUUGCAACCAAGAGCUAUUCAGUUAUUCAGGAGCAAAGUCAAAUCCUUAAUGUUUGGCUGAUGCUGUGUUACAGGAGGUUCUUUUUAGCACAGGAUGGAUGUGCUUGAUUACCUGCAUUCUAGACCCUGGUUGGUUUGGAUUUAUUGUUUUUCUGCUAAUUCACAAAUAGAAGAAGGGAUUAAUUUGAAAAGAUGUGAGCUGCAGUGCAGGGAAGCGGGAAAACCCCCGUCUUUUAGUAUUCAGAGUUCAGGCUAAAGAGACGCAUUACAGUACAUUCCCGUUAAAUCUCAAUGUAUGUUGCACAAAAUAGCAACAUCUUUUGGGGGGGUGAUAUCUAGGAUGGUUGCAUGAUUUUUCAGCUGAACUGCCAACCAAGCCUCACCUUUUAACUGGUUAGUAACAAUAAACUGGUAGUGAGGCAUCCUUCCUGCUGGUGAUAAGGGACCAGGUAGUCACGACCCUGCAGCAGGCUCCUGGGCUGGUCAGUGCUGGGUGGUGUGGUGACAGCCUCUCUGGCUCUGCCCGUCACAGCCCUUGGGUGCUGGCGGACCCUUGAGCAAAUUUGCAGCUCCUUUUCGUUUUCAGAGUGCACUGAAGAUACACUGGUAUGUGUGUAGGUAGUGAUGGAUGUUAUCCUGGAAAUGACUGUCGCUUCCCCUUCCACCGUUGCUGUUUCCUGUUGGAGCACUGACCAUAACUGGCACUGGGGAGAUCCCAUCCCACGAGUGGGUACUUCAGGACCAGGCAGUUGUUUGCUCCAGAAUUAGUUUUACCUAUCAACCACCAGUUCUGGUAGACAAUCUCCUUCACUGGUAAUCUUUAAUUAGAAUGGUAUUAGUCAUUCUGAACAUUUAUUUAUUUAUACACGAUGGUAAAUAACGCAGUUACACUAUGGUAAAUAACAAAGUUAACACCCAUCAGUUAACACUUAGUAUUGGAUCACCAGCACAGAAUGGGUUCAAGAACUGAAGUGCAAAAGUUGCACAUACUGGUAUGCUUUUAUACACACUUAGGUGUGUGAUACCAUGUGCUUUUUUAUUUAUUUUUCUCUCCUGAACACUUAGGGAUUCACUUGCUUCACUUGAAUACAAAGCACACACACACUGAGUUCUUUCGUCAGUAUCUUUUGCUCCUUCACAUCCAGUCUGUUUGCCACGGAUGAAUAUUCCAACAUUCACAGCUGAUGCCUCCUCCGUGUAUGAUACUCUCUUAUGACGGUGUGAAGCCAUAGAUGAGAUCUCUGUCCCUGUGGAUCGCAUACCUCUUAAACAUCUUUUGAUAAAAUCCUGAUACCCUAAUUAAAAUAGUACUUUGAAGUAAAAUCUAUAGAAGUUAUAUGCCAUGACUUUAUAGGCAAAAUUUUGGACUGGUAGUAAUGUUGGAUUCGUAGGAAAUACAUGCUUGCUUACUACUGCCACUGACCACUUAUUGUUAUAGGGUACUUUAAAAGUUAGGAAGUGACUGCCUUCCUCCUCAAAAGAAAACAGCCCUGUAAGUGUUGAAUAACGUGCUUUGCCUCCAUCACAGUAGGAGCUGAGGCUGGGAAGAAGGAUCUCUGGACUAGGCUCUCCAUUACAGAGCCGGGCUGCUCACGUCCUCAAAGUGGCUUUUGUAUUCUGGAAUUUCACACGGGUGCAAAUGUGCUCAGGUCUUGGUGGGGCUGGCAGCGCUCCGCUCGUCCGCCUGCCCUUAUUCGCGGUGAUUCAAGUAGUCAAGGAGCUCAAAACACCACCCAACGUUUUGAAGAUGGCGUGAGGGUGAUAGUUUAACGUGGCAUUAAAAGCCUGCCCUUUCACGCGUGCGGAUUUCGGGAGGAAUUCCAAAGGCGCCGUCAGCUCCGCCGUGCCUCUCCCGCGGCUCUGAUGUGACCCGGGCAGGCGACGCGCGGGCACAGGCGGCGGCGGCGGCGGGACCCCGUCCCCGCCCACGCGGCGCCGGGGAAGGCUGUUCCCGGGGCGGGCGAAGGGCGGGCAGGGGGCGGGUUGUCGGUGUCGGGGGAAAAGCGGUGGCUGUCGGCGCAAACGGAGCCCACACCGCGCGCUGCCGCCGCUGGCCGGGGGCUCCUCGCCCGCCUCCCGCCAUGGGGCUGCAGCCCCGGCGCGCCGCGGGGCCCUGCCCGCCGCCGGCGGGGAGAUGCGCCGCCCUGCCCGCACCGCGCCCCGCCGCCGCCUGGGCCCGCAGCGAAGAGCCGGAGGGAGCUCCCGGCCGCACCGCCUCCCUGCCGCCCAUCCUGCCGGCCCCCGCCGCCGCUUCCCCCGUCGCCGCCCGGGCGCUGCCCAAGAAGCCGGCGGCGGCCCCCAAGAAGGCAGCGCCUCGUCCCGCGGAAGAGAAGGCGGCGAGGAAGGCGCGGGGGGCGCCCCCAGAGCGGGCGGGUCCCCUCUCCAGCUCCUGGCCCUGCUCCUCCUUGCAGCGGCAGCCGCCGCGGAGGCCGCCGGCCGAGCGGGGGUCGCGGCCCCAGCCCGCCCCGCCGCAGUCGCGGGGCCGCCCGGGGGCGGCGGGGCCGGGCAGCCGCUCCUGCGAGAGCCUCGGCGGGGCGGCGGGGGAGACGGCGCUGCGCUUCUCGCUGAGCCUGCCACCGGAGGCCGUCCGGCUGCUCCAGCGCCGCAGCCUGGAGCGGCAGCGGGGGCAGCCCGCCCCCGGCCCCGGCGGUAGAGCGGCCCCGGCGCGGCGCGGCGGCGACCUGCGCGCCCUGCUGAAAAUCUCGCUGCUCAACGACCGGCACCGCUACGACGACGAGGAGUACGAGGAGGAGGAGGACGGGGGUGCGGCGGCGGCGGCGGACGAGGGGCUGGUGCGGAAAUGCACCGAGUGGCUGCGCGGCGUGGAGAGCGCGGCGGGCCGCGACCGCCCCGACCGGCUGGAGACGCUCCCGCACCUGGGCACCCUCUGAGCCCCGCCGGGGGAGCGGCCCGCCGCCAUCCGCCGUCCGUAGCUGCGGUGCCCCCCGUGGUGCCGUCCGCGCCGGGGGAGACCCGGCGAGUGGCGGGGGCCGCGGCCCGAAGCCGGUCCCCGGGGCGAGGGACAAAGGAGCGGCGCCGGCCUCCGCCCGCCGGUGCUGGGAGCGAGAGGCGGCGGCUGUGGGCGUCCCCCCUCGCCCCGCGUGUUUGUUUUUUUUAACACUUCUCUGACUACUUUGUAAGGCGUGCGUAAUGGUUUUGUAUAUUUGUACAUAAAAGUUCAU